Messenger RNA from Diospyros lotus (date-plum), 4505 nucleotides. RefSeq lists its product as uncharacterized. The coding region runs from base 2294 to 3268 and encodes 324 amino acids. The record is from RefSeq and is a predicted model, not a curated record. Lineage: Eukaryota; Viridiplantae; Streptophyta; Magnoliopsida; Ericales; Ebenaceae. The transcript has 2 exons.
GUAUUCCACCUAAUGAACAAUCAGAUGAUUCAUUUUCUUCACUUUGCUUGCAAGCAGGCUGGAAAAGGAGGAGAAUUGUCACAGAAUGAGAUAACAGUUAUAGCUGGAGCGCUUGAGCUCACUGAAAAAACAGCAAAAGAUGCAAUGACUCCUUUAUCUGAAACUUUUUCCAUUGACAUCAAUGCCAAACUUGACAGGGCACAGCAGAGUACCAGUUUAUUAUGAGCAGCCAAACAACAUUAUUGGACUCAUUCUGGUAAGUCCAGUUGAUUUACUACAGUAUUCCACAAGUAACUUCUAUACUCAUUUGAUGAUUAUAUGAAGCCCACCGUUCUACUCUAUACUCUGCUGGUAACAACCUUUUUCCCAGUCCAUAUCAGCUCUAAAGUAUGAGUUUUAUUGAUUUUCAUAAUUUCAUUCCAGAUUUCCACUUCAUGCAUCAUACUAGUUUUUGUUGGCUAGGCAUGGGAUCAUCCUAUAAUUCACAUGAAGAGAUAAAAGGAGAUCAAAUCUUUGCAUCUGUACUGAAAUUGUGAUGAACAAUGAAGCCCCUCAAAAUAACUAAGUUCUUAAGAUGUCAUCAGAAUCUUCAGAUGUUAUCUAAGUUCUUACUAGCUUCUUCAUGAUUAAAUAAAACUCAUUGGGAAUCUUUAGCACAUAAGGUACAAUUAUUUUUGGUUCAUAAUUACAACUUAAUGACCCCACCUAGUGGGAUUAAGGUUUGUAAGCACAACUUAAUGGAGUAAUAGGAACCAGUGGAAAUGUAGAGCAGUACAGAAGAACUCGUCCUGAAUCUAGCCUGCAGAUUAGUAAGUCCAUCAACACCAUUGACUACAUAUAUAGCCCAUGUGUUUCCCUUGAUUGUGUCCAACGAUUAAGUUGGCUUAAAAGUAAACAUCCACUAUUAAGUGUACAUGUUCCCUUCAGUAGUUUGAUACAUUGAUCUCAUUCUACAUUUCUGAUUGUUGUACUUCAUCUUUUGUUUAAACAAAAAUACAUUACCCAGUCUCAGCUGGGAAAACCACCCCCCAAGCAAGAUUCUGGGUCACUUUUAAUAGGAUCUGCCUUCCCACCACCAUCCACAGCAAGCUAACUCUGGUCAUAGACACCUCGGCCGCCUCCAAAUAAGAUAUGUCUUUUUUCUCGGCUAGGUGCAGCUCCUAAGGUCAUGAAAUUCUGAAGUUGAACGCUGCAUCCACCCAACCUUCAUCCUUGGCUUGGAGAUGUAGAUGAAAUCCAUUUUGCCAACUGGGUCUCCUACCACUUGCAAGCAUUUCUUAAUUUACUUCAAGAAUAUCCUUUGACAGGACAGGAGGACAUAAGGGAGGAAAGUGAUAGAACUCUUCUCAAAAAUUGAUUGAACUUUCACUCAAAAACAGUAGGAAUUCCUCACUUACAGUAGCUUCAACAAUGGAUGUAGCAAAAACAAUGAAAGAAAAACCAAAUAGGCCUAUUCGAGAGGGCCUCUCUCUCCCACGACUUCUCUAACAGAAUUUUCCACACCUCUCUCUCCUUCUCUUCUCCCUUAUAUACUUACUCCUCCCACUCGUUCCAGCCACAUGCUAGAAUAUUCUCUUCUAACUAACUUGUGACUUUUUUUAGCCUUGGGUCAUUUUACUUGGUUGCCCCCCCCUCCCUUUGGGUCCCCCACCCCUUUUCCCCUCCUUCUUUCUCCUCUGAUAUGUUUGUUUAAUGGGAGUCCUAACAAAAAACCCAUCAUGAAGGAUCGUGUUUACCAUUCAUCCUUUUUAUGGUGCCCUUUUUGGAGAAAGAAUCUCAAGAAUAAGCACACCUCCCAAAGUUCUCUUCUAUGUGUGGAUAGCUGCGCUUGAUGCAUCAUGAAUAUUGAUAAUUAAGGAAGAUUUGUACACCUCCAUAGGUGCUUUGGCAUGUAAGUGAAUCAUAUUCUUCCAAUUUCAUGUUUCAUUUUGGGUCUACAAUGGCCCAUGCCUCUGAUAAGCCACCGGUAGGUGUACCGGACCUACCAUAGACCAGCAAGCAUGAAGGGGAGAAUAGGGAAUUAGCACAUGCAAGGUUGUGACAACCAGCAUGUGUGCAUGGGGGGUAGUUUUGUAAUCCAUAGGCUGAGGGAAUAAUCUGCAUGUGCAAGGGAAUUCAGUUAGAGAGGGGCAAAGGAGCAAUAUAAAGAGCUGAGAAGAAGAGGGAGGGGGUAGCUAGUUUUUGAUAGAAGAAUUGGGAGAGUAAGGGCCUCUCGAAUGCCCUGGUUUGUUCUUGUUUUCUGUUGAAAAGUAUUGGAAACUAUUGAUAUUUGAUUGUUGUUUGGAUUUGCUAUAUGGUAUCCUAUCAAUUUGGUAUCAGAGCAUCAUCGAUCCUAAUGGUCAACUUGACGGAUCGAGUAGGGGAAUUGGAAGGGAGGAUGGACAGCUUGCAAUGGGGAAUGGAUGCCAUGAGGAGUGAGGUUCAAUCAGUGGGGAAGAAGGUAGCGAGCUUGCUGAAACAGUUCACUUGGAUGAGAGCAAGGUGGGAAGAGCAGGAACGGGAGAGAAAGAACAAGGAGAGACGGGAGGAGCUCAAGGCGAUGUUGAGGAAUAGGUUCAAGCCCGUGCAGGAAGGCACGGUGGAAGAAAGGGUCCUUGCAUUUCGACAGUGGGGGUUCGUCAAGGACUACCGCCUUGGUUUCGAGACUCUGACCUCACCUCUCACAGGCAUGCCAAAGGCAUUGCUAGAGGGCCAUUGUAUCAACGGAAUAGAGCCGGUCAUCCGAGCCGAGAAGAGGGUGUCGAGGCCAAUUGGGCUGGAGCAGAUGAUGGACCUAGCCCAACCAAUUGAGGAGAUGAAUCUGGUGAUUCGUGGAAGCAUUUUUGGACCCGGCCCAAACAAAGGUCAGGCCCCUUCGUCCCCAAUUUCGAAUCACCAGUGGGUAGUGAUAUUGCCUCCUCUGAUGAUGGCACAAAAAUCGGUGAUGCCCAGCCCCGCCUCAUCACACUGGCCUCCGGCUGUCGCUAAGGUGACGGGUGAGGAGUUGGGAGUGGCGGUGUUGGCUGACGAGGAGAAGACAGACACAGCAACACGGUGUUUUGAGGGUGCUGCACUUCCAUGGGCCCAGUGGGAGCAAAGGAGACGAAGAGAGAUUCGUGUGGGUAAGAAAGCAAACCUGAAAGACGAAGCCAUAGGGCGCCGCCAUCACAUCUCUGCUCAAGCAAUGGCGAAGAAGAAAAAGCCAGUGACUAGACAACCACAAGAUGACAGCAAAAGCGUCAAGAAGAAACGCAGGAAGAAGAAGAAUCUUCAGAAAUACAAAGCUUAAGUCCCAACCAAAGACACUGCGAUGCCAAUUUAGUCCGAUUCGGACGCUGACGAUGAUUCCUCCUCCGGUGAGACCAAGCCUGAGAAGAUUCAAAAACUUCUCGAGCCCUACACUAGGUACCAGCGUAUUAACUUCCUUGUCGGCGCCGCCGUGCCCGACGCUUUCCUCUGCACUCGCUUCCGCGAUGCCGCGGAUCACGACAUAUCUCGUCGCAAGCUCGUCGUCUACGGCCUCACACGGGACACGAAGCGAGAAACUUUAGUCUCUACCUUCGAGUCAUACGGCGAGAUUGAGGAUUGCAAAGUCAUCUUCGACCGGGUCAUGGGCAAGACCAAGGGCUACAGCUUCGUCCAAUUCAAGACGAGGCAGGAAGCGGCCAAGGCAUUAAAGCAGCCGAGGAAAAAGAUCAAGAAUCUGAUGUCAAGUACGACAGUUCUGGUAACGUCCAAGGAGGGCAUCGUACCAAUGAUUGGGGCACCAUCAAGGGUCCAGCAAUCUUCUACCACUUUUGAUGAGAACAAUCUGGAGGACAUUUACAAUCUCCUUCAUUUUUUGAGAGGGAAACCAUGAGGGAAGUGGGCAUGGUGGAAUAAACUUGUCCAAAGGCCUUUCGAGGAAGGUGAUGAGAGAGGACUUAAGUUGGUGCAGUCAAUUUUGAGGCCAAUUAUGUUAAGAAGAACGAAAUUUAGCAUAGACCGAGAUGGCAGGCCAAUUAUUGUUCUUCCGCCAGCAGAAAUUAAGGUGAUUUAUUGUGAACUCACAGAGGCUGAAAAAGAUUUCUACAAGGCCUUGUUUAAAAGAUCCAAGGUGAAAUUUGACCAAUUUGUUGAGCAAGGACGAGUUCUCCAUAACUAUGCUUCUAUUCUGGAACUACUAUUGCGUCUUCGCCAGUGCUGCGACCACCCAUUUCUUGUGAUGAGCCAAGGUGAUACUCAAGAGUAUUCGGAUUUGAAUAAGCUUGCCAAGCAGUUCCUUAAGGUUGAUCGGGAAGUGGGGCCCAGGUGGGAGAAGUUUCAGUGACCAUACUGGAGGGCACAUUUGUUAACAGGUUGAAGCCAAAAAUCAGGACAGAAGUUAAGGUGUUACGGCCAUCAGGUUUAUUGCAAAUCAGGGAGAUUGCCCAGCGAAUUGAAGACAAGAUUCACAUACUCCAAGCCCAAGUGGGUCCUGGACCACCUGGGAGCCCUACGAUUCAGCAACAAUUUCCUAUUUUUCACCUUGAGGCAUAGUUAUCAAA